AUGAAUAUUCCAAGUGAAUAUAAAUCAGUGACUGAUUACGCUGUGAUUUGUGGCAAACGAUGUCAAUUAUUUGAAAGUUUGCUAAGAGGUAGAAGAUUAAAGAAUUUUGAAGAUUGUUUAUAUACUUGCGCAGAGCAUGUAAAAGAUAAUAUGGAAAAGUUAUAGGCUGAUAAAUUUGAUGAAUGA
This is a messenger RNA of Paramecium tetraurelia, 186 nucleotides long. RefSeq lists its product as uncharacterized. The record is from RefSeq and is a predicted model, not a curated record. NCBI's taxonomy places the organism in Eukaryota, Ciliophora, Oligohymenophorea, Peniculida, Parameciidae. The transcript has 2 exons.